Messenger RNA from Penicilliopsis zonata CBS 506.65, 1299 nucleotides. RefSeq lists its product as hypothetical. Gene Ontology annotation, molecular function: rRNA primary transcript binding. Lineage: Eukaryota; Fungi; Ascomycota; Eurotiomycetes; Eurotiales; Aspergillaceae. The transcript has 3 exons. Bases 1 to 1299 code for a protein of 432 amino acids. The record is from RefSeq and is a predicted model, not a curated record. Gene Ontology annotation, biological process: maturation of 5.8S rRNA; maturation of LSU-rRNA. Gene Ontology annotation, cellular component: preribosome, large subunit precursor; nucleolus.
AUGGUUUCGAGGAAAGGCCAGUCGUCACGGCCUGAUACGAGCGAGGGCUUCCGGCCUGGGAAUAAAUUGAGACGGCAGGCUCUGCACGUGCGACGCAAGAAGACCCAGAACGAAGAGCGGCAUAAAGAGCGGCACAGUCGGAGGAAGGAAGAGACGAGAGAUCCCAAGCUCAAGGCUGAGCGGCUACGACAGAACAUUCCGUUGACGUUGGAGAGAAAACGGCAAUGGGACGAGGUAGACAGUGAUACGGAAAAUGUACUGGGGGUCAGCAUUGAUUUCGAGCGAGUCAAACGUUUGAAAGAUGAACCCGAGCAGGAGCAGCUGGGGGGGGAGGAGGAGGUUGAACAAGAUAGCGCCGAGGAUGAUGAGGACGAAGUUGACAGCAUGAUCGCUACGAGCGAUGAGGAGGAGGAUGACGACGAUGAAGGGGAAGAUGAUGAUGAAGAUAAUGACACAGAGAAAAAGCGUGGGCGACCGAAAUCGAGCCUUCCUACGGCGACAGAUCGCGCGACGAGUCCGACACAUUCGACCAAGAGCACGAAUCUGAAUCUCGCUCCAGAAGCACUGGCCGAGAAGUUCCCGACGCUGUUCUCUAUGGAGAACCCGAAGACGCCCAAGAUUCUAGUCACAACAGGGCUUAAUGGUACCCUCCACGAUCAGGCCAAUACAUUGACCAGCCUGUUCCCGAACAGCGUGUACAUCCGACGGACUGCGCACCGGCAUGCACAUAAGUUUUCUAUCCGCGAGAUCUCGUCCUUCGCAGCGAACCGCAAUUUUACCGCUCUUGUGGUUCUUCAGGAGGACCAGAAGAAGCCAUCUGGACUGACGAUAGUACACCUCCCCCAAGGCCCGACAUUCCAUUUCACGAUCAGCAACUGGGUUGAUGGCAAGAAGCUUCCCGGCCACGGAAACCCGACAGACCACUGGCCAGAGCUAAUUCUCAACAACUUCCGCACACCGCUGGGCCUGCUGACUGCGCACCUGCUGCGGACGAUGUUCCCACCGCAACCGGAGUUCGAGGGCCGUAACGUGAUCUCGUUCUCGAACCAGCGUGACUACAUCUUUGUGCGGCGACACCGGUACGUCUUUCGCGAGAAGCGGGAAAGGGAGAAGAGUGUUGUGGGUAGCGACGGGCAGGAGAUGAAGGGGGCGGAAGGCAUCAAGGUCGGUCUGCAGGAACUGGGGCCGCGUCUGACACUGAAACUGCGGCGGGUCGACAAGGGCAUCCAGCGUGCGAGCGGGCAGGAAUGGGAGUGGAAGGGGGGAUUGGAGAAAGAGAGAACCAAGUUCCAACUUUGA